Zootermopsis nevadensis is the source of this 6992-nucleotide messenger RNA. RefSeq names its product Helicase with zinc finger (gene Helz). NCBI's taxonomy places the organism in Eukaryota, Metazoa, Arthropoda, Insecta, Blattodea, Termopsidae. Gene Ontology annotation, molecular function: metal ion binding; helicase activity; protein binding. Gene Ontology annotation, cellular component: cytosol; P granule. The record is from RefSeq and is a predicted model, not a curated record. Gene Ontology annotation, biological process: regulatory ncRNA-mediated post-transcriptional gene silencing.
UUUUUGGUUGAUGUUUCGUAUUAAUCACAUACUUGAAAUUAGUAGCGACUUGCAUGAUUCAUAGAGAUCUUAUUUCGUGUUUAUAUUUUAUUUCUUCCAUCGUGAAUGUCAUUUUGCAUGAAACAUAUAUAUCUAACGUACAGAGUGGGAUCGCCAUUCUACUGAUGCAAAUAUCUUGUUAUAUCUGUACAAAGUUGUAUAAGCAAGAUGGCGGCGGCAGGGGUUAGGAGGAGGAGCAUAGAAAACUUGUUGAAUAUCGUAGGGAUUUAUUGAGCGGCUUCCAGUUGAUUUAAUUCGGCAUAGUCAUGAAUGACACAGAAGCACGAGCCCAUGAAUUACUGCGCCGCAGAGAAUGGGGUCGUGCUGCAGAACUGUUUGACCAGCUAUUGGGCCCUGUCUUGAACAAUGGUACACCUAAGGAGAGGGUUGUUGGAUUUUUGUUGGGGCGUUCAGAGUGCUGUCUGGAACUUGGCAGACACGAGGUAGUUGUGUCAGACUGCCGUCGUGUUAUCAAACUUCUAGCAGAUGUUGACUGUGGUAGCAACAGUGGAGCAAGAGCACGAAGGCGCCUUGUACAUUCUUUGUUUUCCUUGCAUCGGUUUGCGGAAGCUGAGGCAGCUGCCAGAGAGUGGUUGGCUUCUGGUGGUGGAGCAACAAAUCAGCCUGAAGCUUUAAAAAUGCUGGAACGCUUAAGAAUUGUACUUCAAAUGGCAAAUGGCCAAAAGACUAGUUCAAAUCAUAGAAACAUGACUCCACAGCAAAGACUGGAUGAAGAAUUGCUGGCGCUCGAUUCAAGACUAGAGUCAUGGACAGGUAUUGGUCUGCCAGAGAGGUCUCGAAGGCAGCGAAAGCAUCCAGUUGAACUUAUUGAUGAGUCAAAUGAUUGUGAAUCUGCUGGAGAGAAUACUGUUAAUAAUGUGAUACAUGUGAGGAGGAAGCAUCCUGUGGAGUUGGUCAGUGUUGUGGAUUCUGAAGAUAUCAUACGUCAAAAUAAUUUCCAACAACAGAUUGGUGAUGUAACAGUAAUCAGUGCAAGUGAAGUUUGUGAAAAUGGUGACUGUGGUGGAAAGCGUUCAUUAGUGUCUGAUCUCGAGAGUGGGAAUGAACCUAUGUGCAGCUAUUGCUGUCUUACAUUCUCUGAUCGUUCGGAGCUGCGCGUCCAUUGCCAGUCAGUGAGUCACCAAACAAUCAUCAUGUCUGACGAGGGAAGGGAUUGGAAGUGGCGCCCUCCUCCUCGUGGACUCACAUCAAAUGCCUAUUCAUUGUGUGAGAGCUGGGCAGAUGGUGGAGGUUCUUGCCGGUAUGGUGCUCAGUGUGUUGAAGCACAUGGGACUGAAGAAUUGGCUGAAUGGAGAGAGCGGUUUGAGUACAGACGGAUGAAAUUGCAGCGAGCAUGUGAAAAGGAACUGUAUGGGAAAUCUUAUACAGAACAACUUCUAGAAAGGUGGGUCCAAGCUCCAAGUCCAGAGAAGGUGAUGAGAGAGAAGUUAGAUGGCGUAGAUGAAUUUUGCAGUGGUGAUCUUGUAACCACAGUAUCAUCAAAAGUGAGUCACCGUGAAUGGCUCUUUACUCUACAGACAUGUAGGUUGCUGCGAGCAGUAGCCCUCCUACAGGAUACUCAUCGAAACCACUUCUUCCUAAGGUAUGUGUCAAGUGGAGAUCCAUCACAGAAAAUUGUUUCGGAAUGGAAACCAAGUAAUGAUCAGGAAUGGAGUGUACCAAAUGUUAGGGCUCUGGAACAAAGAAACCCAAUGGAAUCUGAAAGUGCUCCAGUUUUAGAACACAAGGUGAAAGUUUCAUUUGCUACAGACAUUUAUGGGACAUUUCGGCAAUCAGUAGUGUUUGAUUUUGGUGGAGAACCAGUACUGGUGCGACAUCUGUGUGUAGAUGUUGUACCUGUAACAGAUGUUGAUCGAAUGAGAGAGAUUCGCAAAGAGCUGGUUCUCUCAACUGCUGAACGGUGGGAUAUAACAAAUGCAGAAAUUGUAGCGUUCUCCUCUCCGGUUACUCCAAUGGUGCCUACUCCAGCAGCCAUUGCAAAAGAUAGUGAACAUGAAAGAGAUCUGUUGAAUGCAUAUCCAAGUCCUCGUGGAGAUACAUUUACUCUUACACAGUCAACCGUUACAGAGAAGAAACUUACUCGGAAUAAUUACCGCGCCCGCAUUCAUGAACUGCUUUCUGUUGAAGAGAUGGCAAGAUAUGAACAGGUGGCUAGAUACAAUCUAACAGCCAAGUUACGUUUAGCAAAUUGCUACCUUCUUGCUCCAAGUGGUGUAGCGACUAGCACUGCAAAAUAUGCUCAUUCAGGAGAAUUAUUUGCACUUAUGAACCUUGGAAAAGAUGUGUCAGAGGAUACUUCAGCUGGCCGUCUCAUACUAAAUAACUGUACAACGGUGCUGAUAACUGCAGCAUGUACUCCAUCAAAACAAGAAUCUGGUGUGGCCAAAACCCAGCAACGAUCGUCACAGAGUUCCGUAGAAAUUGAUGAUGAUUUAAGCAAACAGAAACGUGUAGUUUAUGAAGCUCUGAUUGAAGACAAGGGGAAAAACAUGAUCUACCUCCGAUUGUCAGCUACAACAGUGCACUCUCUCAAAAUGAAGCCAGAUACAGACUUUAUAGCUGAAGUACAGUUCCAGUUAAACAGGAUACCAUAUUGUGAAUGGCAUUAUGCCAUUGAUAAGAUUGCUGACUUCCGUGUCAUAUUCCCUGACACGUACCUUGAGCCAAGCAUACCAUGGACACCUCAGAGGCAGUGGAGUGACAUUCUGGACAGUAGACUGAAUUUGAAACAAAAAGAAGCAGUAGUUGCCAUCACAACUCCUGUCAACUGUCCCUUGCCACCUAUUCUUAUCAUAGGGCCAUUUGGUACUGGUAAAACAUAUACAUUGGCUCAAGCUAUUAAGCAACUUUUACUCCAGCCUGAUACUCGAGUCCUAGUAUGCACACAUUCAAACAGUGCUGCUGAUCUUUAUAUCAAAGAUUAUCUUCAUCCUUAUGUUGAAGCAGGCCAUGAAGAGGCACGUCCACUUAGAAUAUAUUAUCAUAAGCGCUGGGUUGCAACGGUCAAUCAGGUUGUUCAGAAGUACUGUCUAAUUGAGAUGAAUGGAGGUGUGAGAACAUUCAGAGUUCCAACAUUGGAAGAUGUUUUGAAGCAUCGUGUGAUAGUUGUGACUCUUAGCAUCUCAAUGUAUCUCUCAACACUUGGUUUACAGAAAGGGCACUUUAGCCACAUCUUAUUAGAUGAAGCAGCUCAAGCAAUGGAAUGUGAAGCUAUCAUGCCACUUGCUUUAGCAAAUGAGGAUACAAGAAUUGUUUUGGCAGGAGACCACAUGCAGCUGUCCCCUGAGUUAUUCUCUCAGUUUGCAAAAGAGCGCAAUCUGCAUGUCUCUCUUUUGGAGCGGCUGUAUGAUCAUUAUCCCACAACAUUCCCAUGUAAAAUCUUGCUGUGUGAGAACUAUAGGGCACAUGAAGCUAUCAUACAAUUCACUUCAGAGCUGUUCUAUGAUCAGAAGCUAAUCAGUAGUUCAAAGCAGCCACAACAUGAGAAGUUCUACCCCCUAACUUUCUUCACUACCCGAGGUGAAGAUGUGCAGGACCUUAACUCCACAGCCUUCUAUAAUAAUUCAGAGGUCUAUGAAGUGGUGGAGAGGGUUUGUGAACUGAGGAAGAAGUGGCCAGCAGCUUGGGGUAAGAUGGAUGACCAGAGUAUUGGAAUCAUGACUCCUUACGCUGAUCAGGUGUUCCGGAUCCGUUCUGAAUUGCGCAAGCGGCGGAUGGGAGGAAUCUCUGUAGAAAGGGUUCUUAAUGUACAAGGAAAACAGUUCCGAGCAAUUUUUCUUAGUACAGUAAGAACACGUCGCACAUGUCACUCAGGGACAAAAUCAGGAAUGGGUGGAGAUGAGAUGGACUAUGGGUUCUUGUCAAACUCAAAGCUUCUAAACACAGCCAUCACAAGGGCUCAGAGCUUGGUGGCAGUUGUUGGAGACCCAGUAGCUCUCUGUUCUAUUGGCAGGUGCAGGAAGGUGUGGGAGAGGUUCAUUCAGAUCUGCAACCAAAACAAAAGCUUGUUUGGCAUCACAUGGUCCUAUUUACGCAGCCAGCUGGAUGGUGUGGAACUGAAGAAGACUUAUGUUCUGAACCCUCUAGCUCCUGAAUUUUUUCCUCGCCAAUAUCAAGGAGAACCUUAUAUUCGACUGCCAUCUCUCCUAGGACCAUAUGGAGGAACUGCCCCUGGAUUACUUCCUCCCGCUCUGCAAUUUCCACCAGGUCCUCAGCAUCCUAUACCUCCUUACCUAGCUCCCAGUAUAUACCCUUGUCAGGUGUACUAUUACCCACAUCACCCAUCAAAUCCAUCAUUUUACCCGCUUAGGCCUCCACUCAUGUAUCCUCAACCCAGUGGGCCUCCACCUCCCUUGAAUCCAUGGGGUCUUAAUUAUCCUGUUGUGUCUCCUCCUAUACCAGGUAGCAUAUUCUCUGCUCAUGGAACAGGUCAAAACACACCAGUUGGAUGGCCAACAAACAUGGCUGCAGCAUCUGGGAAGAAGAAAGCAGCAGCACUGCCACAGCCACCACCGCCACCGCCGCCACCACCACCACCACCGCCGCCACAAUCACAACCACCUGAUUCAAGGCUAGAGGCAAAUUCUCUCCCUAACAGAAGUCUUGGUAACUCAGUAAUCCAGCCAGGAUCUUUCACAUCCAUUCCACAGGAAUCUUCUCCAGUUAGUCCAGGUUGCAACUUACCUGAUAGUUAUGUUCCUGGUGGUGUUAUUUCACCAGCUUCAUUUCUCAAACCAAACUUGCCACCACAGGCAGGUCAAAAUCUGACUGCUGUGGACUCCCUUAGGAACACAUUUAUCUCCCUUCAGGGUUCUGGAGACAAACAUCUAACUGUUGAUCAUAUUGGAGCAAGAAGGCAACAUGAAAAAUCUGAACAAAUUCAGUUCCUACAAAAUGUACAUUUUCCAGAGCGACAUCAAAAUCACUUAGUUGCCCAAGAAGUGAGUCUUGGAUUGGGAGAUUGGAGCAACCUUCUUCCUCGCAAUAUGACAUUGGCAGAAAUGAUUGAAUCGCAACCCAGACAGAGAGAAUGGUAUAACCACCUUUUGGACAGUGCUGGACUAGAAACUGCCACAAAGUUUAUGGAACUGUUGGUUGUUAGCACAUCGAAUACCCUAAAUGGUUCAAGACAGCAGAAGCCUCCUUCUCCUCCACCAACACUCCAGGAGUCAUUCCCAUCUCCAGCUAUGAUCCACACUUUGGAAGAAUUGUUUGCAGACAAGAAUUUGGGUGCUCAGCCAGGAGUAGUGACAUGUAACCAGCUGCAGCAACAACAGCAUCUCCAUCAGCUUCAUCACCACCACAAUGUGCCCAUACAUAUACAGGCCAUUCAUCAAAUGCCACAGCCAUCUGAAAGGUCUGUUCAGAAUCAUCCAGGUUGGUAUGGAAAUGAGAAGCCUGGAGAUCUUCAAGCUUUGUCUACUGUGAUAAAUGGUAAAUCUCUCAUGUUGAGAGAUAUUGAACCAUCUGUGAUGCCUACAGCAGGUGAUGGAGGAGGAAAUUCCGUACAACCAUCUCUGCUUCAGCGGCAUCCUAAUCAUCUUCAUCACCAGCAGCAACAGGGGCUACCACCACCACCACAGCAACACAUAGACAGUAUGACCAAUUUUCUGAAUGGUAGGUUUGCUUCUAGUUUUAAUCUUCAGGAGGGCGUGGACAUGAAUGUUAGUAAUGGCUGGUCAUUUCAAAAUCAGCAGCAGUCAGUACCUUUAUACCGUCGUCAACCGCAGUCAUCUGUGCCAACUCCAGCACAGGAAAAUGUUACUCUUACACCUGUACAUUGUAUCUUGGAUGGUGUUGUGGAUAAAAGUACUAGUGGAACAAGUGGAGCAUUUGCUGGAUAUGCUCGUGCAGCUGUUAGCAUUGGACUGCAGCGAGAUAUUACACCUACAUUGCCAAUGAAUCUCCAGCAGAGAGAUAUUCUGUCACAUUUGUCACUUAAUGAACAGAGAGAAUUGCAGUCCCAAUUACCUGCAGGGCUACAUCAAAGGGAACUGACACAAGUACCUAUUGGCCUACUCCAAAGAGAUAUGUCAGCACAGCUGCCUGUUGGAUUUUCACCAAGAGAUGCACCUCCUCCACUUUCAGUGUUCUACCCCUCUCAUAUCCAAGAUCAGCAGCAGGUAGAUGGUUUUGUACAACAGCAGCCUCACAUGCAUCAUCAACAUCAGCAUCUCCAUCAGCAGCAACAUAUCAGUGGAGAAUUUGGUAAGACAAAUGGACACAGUGAAAAUUCUGGUGAUGAUUUGUUGUCAUCCACUCAGAGACAAAAUGGAGGAGGUACAACAUAUGCAAGUGUUUUGAGAGCAACACCACAGAAACCCAAUUCCUCAGUGUCACCAAAUGGUCAGGAGGAAGAGAAAAAUGGAACGGGUGAUCCUUUUGCUGUUCUUCGAGCUCUGGGGACAAAACAAAUGCAAGGAACAUCUGGAUUGUAUCAUUACUUUUCAUAGCUGUAAAUUAAGAUGCUGGAAUGUGUAAAUGAUGGAGUGGCUACAGUGAAAUCUCUUCAAAAACAAAUUUUUGUAAACCAUUAAACAUUUUUAAUUCAGUAGAUAAGGAGUCUAAUUUGUGAUGUAAGUAAUCUAAUAACAUCUGCUGUUUAGAAUAAAACUGUGCAUGAAUUAUAUGUACUGUGUAGGGAGUAAUGGAAUUUCACUGUAUUCUUAGUUCUGUAAAAAUAAAAUUAUUCUAAAAAAUGAUAAAAUGUGUAUAACAGUAAUAAAAAAUCGAAAACUAUGAAGUGAAAUGAAAUUAAAAAGUUGCUUGAUAAUGAUAUAAAUAUUUGUUUAUUAAUUUGUAUUUUUAUAGUUUUGUAGUAAGUGUGGGCAUUAUGUAAGCAGUGAUGCCCUGUAAGAAGAGCUUCUGCAGUUCAUGUUAACUGUACUUGGUGUAAGAAAUUAAUUUACCUGUAUAAAAUAUUCUGAUCUGUA